This is a messenger RNA of Misgurnus anguillicaudatus (oriental weatherfish), 6862 nucleotides long. NCBI's taxonomy places the organism in Eukaryota, Metazoa, Chordata, Actinopteri, Cypriniformes, Cobitidae. The record is from RefSeq and is a predicted model, not a curated record.
UAUGACUGUGUGUAAAACCACACACCAACUUUUUCUUAAUGUCUGAGUAUUUGGUGUGUUAUUAAAUAAUAGUGUUAGUGACAUUUACAGACAGCGGAAACCAGUGUGUGUAUCUGUGUGUGCGCGCGCAAUUGUAUGUGUAUGGGUGUGUGUGUGCAUGUGAAAGGUGUAAAGCACACAUCAGUCAGACUGCAGAUCAGAUCAGGGAGGGGCAGGACAAUUGCGCCUGGGCACGGUUCGGUUGGUUUGGGUAGUAUGAGCGCGCCCUUAGUGUCUGAUGGAUUCCAGUAGGAAGCAGACCAUUUUAAGAGAGGGAAAGUUAAUGAAACAGACAAAUUUUCAGCGCUGGAAGAGACGCUAUUUUAAACUGCGGGGGAGAACGCUAUACUACGCUCAGACAUCCAAGUCAAUCAUAUUUGAUGAAGUGGAUUUGACAGACGCCAGUGUAGCUGAAUCCAGCACCAAGAAUGUUAACAACAGUUUUACUGUAAUCACUCCGUGUCGUCGUUUGAUUCUCUGUGCUGAGAACAGAAAAGAGAUGGAGGAAUGGAUCGCAGCAUUAAAGAGUGUUCAGAACAGGGAACACUUUGAGUCCACACAGUUCAGUAUGGAUCAUUUCUCUGGGAUGCAUAACUGGUACGCCUGUUCUCACGCUCGCCCCACAUACUGUAACGUCUGUCGGGAGGCUUUGUCUGGUGUCACAUCACACGGGCUGUCCUGUGAAGUUUGUAAGUUUAAAGCACACAAGCGUUGUGCAGUAAGAGCCACUAAUAACUGUAAAUGGACGACACUGGCAUCUAUCGGCAAAGAUAUACUUGAGGAUGAGGAUGGGAUCUCGAUGCCUCAUCAGUGGUUGGAGGGGAAUCUACCCGUCAGUGCUAAAUGUACAGUGUGUGAUAAAACCUGCGGCAGUGUCCUCAGACUUCAGGACUGGCGGUGUCUAUGGUGUAAAGCCAUGGUGCAUGCUGGGUGUAAAGAGCAGCUGUCCAUCAAAUGUCCACUGGGUCAGUGUAAAGUAUCUGUGAUCCCACCCACAGCCCUCAACAGCAUCGACUCAGACGGAUUCUGGAAGGCGUCGUGUCCUCCGACAUGCACCAGCCCGUUGUUGGUUUUUGUCAACAGUAAAAGUGGAGAUAAUCAGGGCGUGAAGUUUUUACGACGAUUCAAACAGCUGUUAAACCCCGCUCAAGUCUUUGACCUGAUGAAUGGAGGACCGCACCUGGGUUUACGUUUGUUUCAGAAGUUUGACACGUUUCGUAUUCUGGUGUGCGGUGGGGAUGGCAGCGUGGGCUGGGUUUUAUCAGAGAUUGAUUCACUGACUCUACACAAACAGUGUCAGUUGGGCGUGCUUCCUCUAGGAACAGGAAAUGACCUGGCAAGAGUUUUGGGGUGGGGCUCAGCGUGUGAUGAUGACACCCAGUUACCCCAGAUACUGGAGAAACUGGAGCGAGCCAGCACCAAGAUGCUGGACAGAUGGAGUAUUAUGGUAUAUGAAACCAAGUUUCCACGGCAACACUCCAGCUCCACAGUGACAGAGGACUGUAGUGAUGAUUCUGAGGUGCAGCACAUUCUGACCUACGAGGAUUCGGUCGCCGCGCACCUCUCCAAAAUAUUGACGUCUGACCAACACUCAGUGGUCAUCUCCUCUGCGAAAGUCCUAUGUGAGACCGUAAAGGAUUUUGUUGCGAGAGUCGGCCGUGCAUAUGAGAAAAGCUCAGAAAGCACGGAGGAAUCGGAGGUUAUGGCUAAAAAGUGUGGUGUUUUGAAAGAGAAGUUGGACUCUUUACUGAAGACGCUCAAUGACGAAUCCCAGGCCACGACCGUGAUGGCCACGCCUCCUCCCACCAUCGCAGAGGAGCAGGAUGAUGGAGAGUGUGUUGUGCUGGUUCCGCCCAAAGCCCCGCCCACAGUCACAGCUCCCUGCUCGCCCCGCCCAACCGCUCCCAUUUUUAAGCCUCGAGAGCAGCUGAUGUUACGCGCUAACAGUCUGAAGAAAGCCAUCAGACAAAUCAUAGAGCACACAGAGAAAGCUGUGGAUGAGCAAAACGCUCAGACUGAGGAGGUGUUUGUCUCUGUACCUACUGAAGAGGAAGAGGAAGAUGAUGAAGCAGAUAAAUUAUCUCUACAAUCCUCAUACAGUAACAGAGCUCGACCCAGUAGAAGAGCCUCCAAGACUCCAUGUGAGAAGCUCAUCUGUAAAGGAAGUCUAUCGAUUGGCAGCUCCGCCUCACUUCCUGUUCAGACAGGAAGUAGGGACAGUAUGCCCAUGCUGAACACCAAGAUCCUCUACCCAAGUCUCAGGGCAGGUGUUUCAGGCUCUUUUAGUGGUUCGGUCAUCAGCAGGCUGUUGGUCAAUGCUGACCCGUUCAGCUGUGAUCCAGAGAACCUGGAUCUCUAUACAGAGAAAUGUGUGAUGAAUAAUUAUUUUGGAAUCGGUCUGGAUGCCAAAAUAUCUUUGGACUUUAACAACAAACGUGAUGAGCAUCCAGAAAAAUGCAGAAGUCGCACUAAGAACAUGAUGUGGUAUGGAGUCCUGGGUACUAAAGAACUUCUGCACAGAACCUACAAGAACCUGGAGCAGAGGGUUCUGCUGGAGUGCGAUGGCAGGCCCAUUCCUCUCCCCAGUCUCCAGGGAAUCGCUGUAUUAAACAUUCCCAGUUACGCUGGAGGAACAAACUUCUGGGGUGGAACCAAAGAAGACGAUACAUUUACUGCGCCGUCAUUCGAUGAUAAGAUCCUGGAGGUGGUUGCUGUAUUCGGCAGUAUGCAGAUGGCUGUUUCUAGAGUCAUUAACUUACAGCAUCAUCGUAUCGCACAGUGUCGGACGGUUAAGAUCACUAUUCUGGGUGAUGAAGGUGUACCUGUACAGGUGGAUGGAGAGGCCUGGAUUCAAUCGCCCGGAUACAUCCGGAUCCUUCACAAGAACCGAACGCAAACCCUCACCAGAGACCGGGCGUUUGAGAAUACUUUAAAGUCAUGGGAGGACAAACAGAGAGUUGAGAUACCGCGUCUGGUAUCCCAGCAUGCAUCACAGCCCGAAAUUGUUUCUGAAGACGAAACCGCUCAGAUCAGUCUGUUUGGACAGGCAGCUGGAGCAUUGAUACACAGUAUUAGGGAAGUAGCGCAGUCUCAUCCCACCAUCGAACAGGAAUUAGCUCAUGCAGUCAACGCCAGCUCUAAAGCCAUGGACCUCGUGUACGAAAACUCCAAGACAAGCGGGGAUUUGACCUGUAAUGUGGUGAUGCAGAUGGUCAGUGAUGUUAAAGCGUUACACAGUGAGACAGAAUUACUGCUCACAGGAAAGAUGUGCCUGCAGUUGGAUCCUCCUCAGAGAGAGCAGCUGAUUGGUGCGUUGAGUUCUGUCACUCAACAGUUACGAAGACUGACGGAAAUCAGCUGGCUCAGUCAACUCAUUGAUCCGGCUGACGAUGAGGUACAGCUCUCUGAUUUCACCAAGAGGAGUCGCAGUGCUAAAUUCCGACUCAAAUUCAAGAAAGACAAGAACAACAAAAAUAAAGAGACGUGUGCCGCCUUCAACGUACCUGUGCAUCAGUGGGGUGUAGAUGAGGUGGGCAUCUGGUUGGAGAUGCUCUGUUUAUCGGAAUAUAAGGAGAUCUUUAACAGACACGACAUUAGAGGACCAGAGUUACUUCAGCUGGAAAGGAGAGACCUCAAGGACCUGGGAGUGACUAAAGUCGGCCAUAUGAAGCGGAUCUUGCAGGGUAUCAGAGAUUUAAGUCCAAACUGCACCACCAGCGAAGCCUAAACGCUCAGCAGCCAAUCAGAUGCCUCAUUUAGACGUGACGCAGCUUAUCAAAUGCUAAGUCACGACUUAAACCAGCCAUACGCAGCCCGCCGCCUCAUAGGGACCAAUGUUGAGCUCGACCAAUCAUAGUGCCUUCUCUCCUCUACCUUUGUGACAUCAUCAUUUUAAGUAAAACUGUUUUACUACCUAAGGGUGCGUGCACACCAAGGCGUUUACGUCGGCGUAUGUUUUCAAUUGUUUCCAAUGGAAGCACCGUGCUUUUCAGAAAUGCCAGCAGCUGGCGGCUUUUCCCCCGCUGAGUAGAGGUGGGGGACAAAAUCGAUUCUUAAGGGCUAUUUAUAGUCGUGCGUAGGUCCUACGGCGUAGCCGCGACAGCGUAAGUUCCGUGUCGGUUUUCAUUUAUACUUUUGCGUCGACGUGCAAACACCCCCGCAGACCGCUGGUAGGCAGUAACCACGCAUGUAACCACAGUAGCAGCAGCAGAAGUCACAGAAGAAGAAGCUAAGCAAGUUAACCCACAAACGAAGAAGAAACAGCAACUUGUUGUGUAUAAUUUGAGAAGACCAGCAAUGAUGAAAGUAAAUAAACAGCGACUUUUGAUGCAGUUUGAGUUAAAUCACUCCUCAACUUGGCUCAUCUUUGUUUUCACCGUCACAAACGGAAAUACCUAUGACGCAGUUUUUUUUACCUGACGGGAGGGGUUCUGGUGGACCAAUCACAGCGCUUGCGGUCCGCGUAGAUCUGACGCAGAGCUACGCUGUACUAUAAAUCGCCCUUUAGAUGCAUCGCGAUGCGGGACGUGGUGGAUUCUGAAUUGAUUCACAAAUGUCAAAAAUCGAUUUUCUGGAAAAAAGUUUUCUAAUAAAGUAAUAUUGACGGAAUGCAAAAGGCGGAACUCAACAGUUCACAAAACACACACAAAAAAAAGAUUCAGAUAAUCUAAAAUCGUUUUUAGCAUCGCAUCGCCGCCCUCUGAAUCGUAAUCGAAUCGUGAGAUGGCUAGAGAUUCCCACCCCUACCGCUGAGCGCCCAGGCUUGGCUUUCUUUCUGUGGUCAGCGCUGAGUGCCCAGAAUUGAAAAAUUUUCAACUUUGGGGGAAACGCUCAUUAAUGUCACUUCUCACUUGGCCGUCGAAUCACAGUGGAUGAGGGGCGGGACAAAUAUCACAACGACUGAUAAACAAACCAGAAGUAUCAUAGCAACCAAAGCGCUUGGCUAAAAAAAUGCUGGCAUGCGCCCACAGUCAGCGUCCGCCUGGCCUUUGUAGUCGUGUUCUUCGCUCUAGAUUACUUGCAGUAUUUAACUUCCUGUCAUGCAAAUGUUUCGCUUGAGUUGAAUAUUUUCAACUUGCGUCAACUUUGUAUGUAAUCUACUAGCACAAAACGUUGAAUUACGUUAAGCAUUACGUUCCUCGCAGUAGAUUACUGGCGGUAUUUAACUUCAUGUCACGCAAAUUUGUCGGUGCGAUUGCAACGAAAACACUCGCUUUUCGCCUCAAACACUUAUACGAUAUCAAACACAAAUUUUCCAACUUGCGCGAAGACCCAUUAGAGGGAAAUAGCGGCAGUCACCCCACGCUAGUUUGCAUCUAUUCAUGUAUUUGUAUUGACAGUAUGUAAUCUACUCGAGUAGUAUGUAAUCUACUCGAGUAGUAUGUAAUCUACUCGAGUAGUAUGUAAUCUACUCGAGUAGUAUGUAAUCUACUCGAGUAGUAUGUAAUCUACUCGAGUAGUAUGUAAUCUACUCGCGCAAAUCAUUGAAUUCGCGUUUGGUGUGUACGCCCCAUAAGAGUAGAGGGGGAGAUUUAUCAAGAGCCAUCAAUGAGAAAAUGGGAAAACAAAGUUGGGCUCAUGUUUUAGUAUGGAGAGUGAUUUCUAAAAACAACAUGAAAUCCAGAUUGGCCAUAUUUGUUUCCUGCUGUUUGUUUUCACAAUCUUUCAUCAAAAUGUAAGAACUUUCUCCACCUCUGAAAUAUCAUUACUAAUGAUGUAAACAAGACCAAGUGCCUGGGGAUAUCACAGAUCAGUUGAAUGAUCCAAGCAAUUCACCACUAAUAGAUUGAAACAUUCCUGGAUAUUGUGACGUGAUUUAAAUGGCAUUUUCGUGUUGUUUUUAAAACGUUUAUUACCCACACGCAGAAGGGGGGCAGAUAUACGUGAACACGCACAGCACAAGUCUCUUGUGAACUCUCUUUGACUUCUUGACAAUCAGUCUUAUUGACCCGGAUCAAUCAUCCUCUUUUCCACAUCUUCUUCCUCCACAUGUGUGUAAACAGCAGGGCUUUGUCAUGGAGGCCUUAAGCAACCUUUCACCAGCAUUCACGGAUCAAUCUGAGCAUGUGACUCUUAAAGUAUCCUACAAACGCUUUCUCUCAUCUUGCAAACGGCUUUGAUCCAGAAACGAUCACAUCUACAAUCAGUUUUAGCGUUUGGUUAAGAAAGGUUGCUUUCAACAGCAGGUGAAUAUUUUAAGAUGCCACACUGAUCCUGAAUUAUAUACUGCCAUACGGGAAGUAUUUUGAGCACCAAAUACUGUACAUUUAUUUGUAAGUGCAACAAGUUUAAGUUGGUUUGUUAGAAAGAUAACAAGAGCCUCAAUGUUAUAAGCAAACCUACUAAAAUGUGCAGAAGAAUAUAGUACUAAAUACUGUUUCAUGGCCAGUAAAUAUCACUAACUGAAAGGUGCAGAAAAGUUUGUUUGGACCCUGUGUACGUUACACUUGCCUUAAGAGCAGAUGACAUGUGAUAUUGAGCUUUUAAAUGCUUUAUCUGGGCUAAAACAAUGACUGGUGUUUAUGACAAACACUAUAUUAACCCUUUAAACAUCGUAUACACUCCACAUGUAUGUGAGAGAGACAACUAACCAGAGGAUUUGUAGUAGGGUCAGAUCAGACCCGAGGAGCAUCCGAUCUCUCUGACUGUUAAAUAUUUAUUUUAAUGAUAAGUUAUAACUGAAUACAUUCAUGUGACUGCUUGUCCAUCUCUUAUUAGUGUUUUUUUAUUUUUUAUGUACAUAGGCCAUCUUUAAGAAUGUAAAUACCUUCUUUGUGUACAGUGAAACAUCCUGAAUUAAAAUCAGGUCUGUGUUUAAACCUCA